This is a messenger RNA of Trichoplusia ni (cabbage looper), 1427 nucleotides long. RefSeq lists its product as uncharacterized. The transcript has 3 exons. The coding region runs from base 106 to 978 and encodes 290 amino acids. NCBI's taxonomy places the organism in Eukaryota, Metazoa, Arthropoda, Insecta, Lepidoptera, Noctuidae. The record is from RefSeq and is a predicted model, not a curated record.
CACAUUUUUCAAUUUAUCGUAUUCUCUUGAUUGGUUUAAAUGCUAUUUUUUGUUCGUGAUGCUUAUUUUAAUACGUUUUGUUCUUAAAUAUGUAAUGAAAAUACUAUGCCAUUGUUGCAGUAUUCAGUUUUGGCAUUGCCGAAAUAUUUUAUGGUGACCUACUUAAUAUUCAGGUAUAAAUUUGGACUUCCUCAAUUUUUUCAGUUCAUCAUUGGUCUCGGUGUGCCAGUUGAUUUGAAGGAGCAAUCGGUUACCGUGGGCACAGUAAUAAAGUUCCAAUAUGAUUUGCCUACAAAUAGUACGGAAUAUACAAGCAGGAUCUACGGCUUCUCCCAAACAGUCUCCAGGGACAUGGCCGAGGACGCUCCGGCGAAAGACAUUUCUAACGAAAUAGACUCAGACAGUUCUAGACAAAUAAGUGAAACAGUAGAUAUUGAAAAUGAUGAGCAAGAAAGAGAUAAUGAUACUUUAGUAGAUCUGACAUUUGAUGACAGAAGAAAGAGGUCUUUAAUUUACUCGAAAGCCAGUAUGUAUUCUGCAGAUGAUGUAGCUACAACUGAGCUGUCAUUAGAGGAAGCUAUUAAAAGGCAAGAAAUGAUUGACCAGAAUGCUUUAGAGGAAGAGGAGGAACCACAAAGAAUGAACAGAUGGGACUUUUAUAAAGUUAUUGAACAUAUGGUUGAAAGGUACGGUUAUUCAGGACGGCCGUGCUUGCUACGAACAAUCUGCGAAGCUGCCGAGGUACCAUUCACCCAUGAAAACGGCUUGCUCGGCGAAAUUGGACAUAUACUAUUCACCCCAUCAACCACGAAGGAUACCCUGUCCCACCACACGGAUAACGAGUACCACGCGGCGGAGAGACUUGGGAGGGAGAUCGGAGUUGACUGUGAAGAGCUGUUCCCGGAGUGCGAGGGCUCCAUCCUCAGCACCUUCACGCAAAUCGGACAGGAGACGCUGCAUAAGUUCGGGUUUUUGUAGAGGGAAAUUGUUUUAGUUGAAAAUGUUAGAAGAGUUUGAUUAGAUGCUUUUUGAUCCUUUGAUGUUAGCAUACUAAAUUCUCUUGGGUUAUUUUUCGGUAUUGCGAAAGUAAGAAUAUCGUUUGAGCAUAUUAUGAGAAAAAAACGUGAUAUUUAUUUGUGGUUCUAAUAUCGUGAAUUUAUUAUGAUUUAGUUUUUAUUUUCCCACGUUAACAAUUCUUAUUCUUUUUCAGGCAAUUGUAGACUGUAGUCUAUCUAUAAGUUGAAAAAUUUAUAACGUAAUUAUAUUAAAAAAAAAAACUAGAUUAAUUUGUGUAAACAGUUUAAAAGUUAAUAGUUUGGGGUACUUCUAAUUGUCGACCUGGUUUGCUUGACAGUUCGAAUAUCUUUGCAAUGUUUUCAAAUGCUUAACUGUAAUUAUUUAUUUUAGAAUAAAAUAUUGAAGAGAUA